CGGGCGCCAUUCGGUCACGGGCGGGAACUCGGUUCAUGUCCGCUCUGUUCCGUGCCGGCCCACGCGAGUAACCACCGCGCGGCCACUGCCACUGGCCACUAUAUAGCUCAGGGGGCGCCGUGCUGGCUCGGCACCAGCUCGGAAGCCCGUAGCUAGCAGCUAGUAGCUCUACUACCUCGAUCGAGCUCAUUCCUUCCCCGAGUCGAGGGAGUAGAGAUAGAUACGCGCAGAGGAGGCUGUCCAUGGAGGCGUCGGCCGUGAUGUCGUUGCGGCGGGCGGCGGCCGUGGCGUGCGUGCUCGCGCUGGCGCUCGGCGCGGCGGCGCAGCUCACGCCGACGUUCUACGACGGGAGCUGCCCGAGGCUGCAGUCCAUCGUGCGCUCCGGGAUGGCCGCCGCCGUGCAGCAGGAGCCGCGGAUGGGGGCCUCCCUCCUCCGCCUCUUCUUCCACGACUGCUUCGUCCAGGGGUGCGACGCGUCGGUGCUGCUGGACGACUCGCCGACGCUGACGGGGGAGAAGAACGCCGGGCCCAACGCCAACUCCCUCCGCGGCUACGAGGUCAUCGACUCCAUCAAGGCGCAGGUCGAGGCCGCCUGCCCCGGCGUCGUCUCCUGCGCCGACAUCCUCGCCCUCGCCGCCCGCGACGGCGUCAACCUGCUGAGCGGUCCGACGUGGGCGGUGCCGCUGGGCCGGCGCGACACGCGCACGGCGAGCCAGGCGGCGGCGAGCAGCAACCUGCCCUCCCCGUCGUCGAGCGCGGCGGCGCUGGUGUCGGCGUUCGCGUCCAAGGGCCUGGACGCGCGCGACCUGGUGGCGCUCUCGGGCGCGCACACCGUGGGGUCGGCGCGCUGCGCGAGCUUCCGCUCCCGCGUCUACAACGACACCAACAUCAACGCCGGGUUCGCGGCGAAGCGGCGGCAGAUCUGCCAGCCGCAGGGCGGCGCCACCGACGGCAACCUGGCGCCGCUCGACGCGCUCAGCCCCGUCCGCUUCGACAACGGCUACUUCCGCAACGUCGUCGCCCAGUUCGGCCUGCUCCACUCCGACCAGGAGCUCUUCGGCGGCGGCCAGGUGGACGGCGUCACGGCGCAGUACGCGCGCAACGGUGCCGCCUUCGCGCGGGACUUCGCCGCGGCCAUGGUCAAGAUGGGGAACAUCAGCCCGCUCACGGGGUCCAGCGGCGAGAUCCGGGCCAACUGCCGGAAGCCCAACUAACAAUAAUCAGCCGCGCCCCGCCGCCGCCGGCCGGCCGGCCGGCCUUGAGAUGCGUGCGGGACGGAGAAGGGACGGCGCGGAUGGGCGGGGCCGAUCGACAUGGCCAGCUAAGAGGAGUGCGGCUUUUGCGCGUGGGGAAGUGUGGAGUGCGUUCGAAGGGAGCGGCGGCGGCUGGCCGGAGACGGCGAUGAUUGAGGUGGGGCGGAUUUGGAGGGUGGAGCGGCGCUGUCAAGGGGGGAGGAGGAGGGAGACGAGAGGUGGGGCCCAGCGUGCCGUGACACAUCGAUCACGCGCUGCAGUGCAUGGCUGCAUGCAUGGCUGGCCACUGCGGCUGCUUUUGGUUUGGUUGCAUUCUUUCCUUGUACCAUACCGAUUCGAUUCAUGAUUAUUUUUCAGGGAGGGGACACGAAUAAGAACGUAUAUAUAUAAAAAUGUGCUUUAUUUCUUUUCCAAGCAAUUUAGAAAAAAAAUGCUACGUGUUGAUGAUGUGAGAUAUAAUAAUGUACAGACUACAGAGAUGUUUU
Molecule: messenger RNA, 1738 nt
Organism: Panicum virgatum (switchgrass)
Lineage: Eukaryota; Viridiplantae; Streptophyta; Magnoliopsida; Poales; Poaceae
Product: peroxidase P7-like
Exons: 3
Coding region: 243-1214 (323 amino acids)
Biological process (GO): response to oxidative stress; hydrogen peroxide catabolic process
Molecular function (GO): peroxidase activity; heme binding
Source: RefSeq, a predicted model, not a curated record